AAACAGAGAGGACUCAGCUCUGCAGAGAAGGGAUCAAAUCUGCCAGAGGCGUGCCUGCCUUUCUUUCCUGUCCAGCUGAAAUCAUUCGAACACUGGUUUUCCACUACUGGCAAGAAAACACGGUCCACCCCAUAGCAAGAACAACAAUGGACCAACAGGAAUGCAGUCACUUUGGACCAUGUAUGAAGAACCAACGUACCAGAGGAUCAGAGCUGAGAAUCAUUCUGGUGGGCAAAACAGGAACCGGCAAAAGUGCUACAGGGAACAGCAUCCUCAGGACGCAAGCAUUUGAGUCACGGCUGGGUGCCCAGCCCAUCACUAAGACUUGCAGUGAACAUCAGGGAAGCUGGGAAGGGAGGGAGAUGGUCAUUAUUGACACACCAGAUAUGUUUUCUGGGGAGGACCACUCCGAUUUCCUGUACAAAGAGGUGCGGAGAUGCUACUUACUCUCUGCACCAGGACCCCAUGUGCUGCUCCUGGUGACUCAGCUGGGCCGAUUCACUGCCCAGGACCAGCAGGCUGUGCAGAGGGUGAAGGAGAUCUUUGGAGAAGAUGCCAUGAGACACACAAUUGUCCUCUUCACCCACAAGGAAGACCUGGAGGGAGAAUCCGUGGUGGAUUACAUCCAUGACACAGAUAACAAAGCCCUGUGCAAGCUGGUGGCAGCAUGUGGGGGCAGAGUGUGUGCCUUUAACAACCGUGCUACAGGGAGUGAUCGGGAUGACCAAGUGAGGGAGCUAAUGGACCUGAUUGAGGACCUGGUGUUGGAGAAAAGGGGUGACCAUUACACCAAUGGGCUCUACAGCCUAGUAACAAUGUCAGAAUGUGGACCUGUGUGGUCAGAGGAGAGGUUCAAAGAUUUCAAAAGAGAUCUUGUAAAGUACAUGGAAAUCCAGAGACGUUACUCAACCAAAGCAAAAGGCCUGAAACAAGUUCUAAUCAAAACACUCAUCUUUAUUUUAUUUUGUAUCUCUUUGUUCGCCCAAUUCCUAAUUCUGUUAUUGUAUCCAUUGUACAGAAUGUGCAACUUGUCUUACCACUUUCUCGUUGGAAUGUGCAGUUUGUUCUGUAGAUUGCUGUUCAUUAUAGCCGAAAUAUUGGUGAUAAUUUUGAGAAAGAUCACUGGGCUGGAAUGCAUGACCCCUAGAGUAUAGUUACUGUUCAGCAAUUAUUUACUUACUGCCAUAUGCAGGGUGAAUCCAAGUGCCUCCUCUGUAAAAUGCAGUGCCUGACAUCAGUAAAUGUUUGAGAUUCUGUGAAGUGUUUAAAUCUUAACAUCACUUGGGACACCUGGAUGGCUCAGUCGAUUAAGUGUCC
This is a messenger RNA of Hyaena hyaena (striped hyena), 1317 nucleotides long. It is a transcript of the gene GIMAP2, whose product is annotated as GTPase, IMAP family member 2. The coding region runs from base 147 to 1154 and encodes 335 amino acids. The record is from RefSeq and is a predicted model, not a curated record. Gene Ontology annotation, cellular component: endoplasmic reticulum. The transcript is spliced from 3 exons. Gene Ontology annotation, molecular function: GTP binding. NCBI's taxonomy places the organism in Eukaryota, Metazoa, Chordata, Mammalia, Carnivora, Hyaenidae.